AUCAUUGGAAGAACGCCUUUCCUCAUUCGGCAGUUCCCUCCGGCCUCCGCUUCAACUUUCUCAGUUAGAGAGAAGUGGAAUGGCGUCCGGCGGCGGUAUACAAGUGGGAGUGGAGAGACUGUUCAUCGGCGCUGGCUGCAACAGAAUAGUGAACAACGUUUCUUGGGGCGCCUCCGGUUUGGUCUCUUUUGGUGCCCAAAACGCCGUCGCUAUUUUCUGCCCCAAGACCGCACAGAUAUUAACUACGCUUCCGGGUCACAAGGCCUCUGUAAACUGUACUCAUUGGGUUCCCAGCAGCAAGUUUGCUUUCAAAGCUAAGCAGUUGGAGCAACACUUUUUGCUAUCUGGAGAUGCUGAUGGUGUUAUUAUUUUGUGGGAAUUUUCUCUUUCAGAGAAGAAGUGGAGGUAUGUGUUACAAUUGCCACAAUCCCACAAAAAAGGUGUUACAUGCAUUACUGCAGUAUUGGUUUCUCAUCAACAGUCAAUUUUUGCAUCCACAUCUUCGGAUGGUACUGUAAAUGUGUGGGACCUGGCUCUUCCAUCUACAUACGGAGGUGACUGUAAAUUAUCAUGCUUGGAUUCUCUCUUUGUUGGUCGGAAACCUAUGGUUUCUCUCUCACUAGCAGAGUUGCCUGGGAGCCAACACCUGGUACUGGCCAUGGGAGGAUUGGACAGCAAAAUUCAUCUAUAUUGUGGUGAGAGGACUGGAAAAUUUCUUCCUGCCUGUGAAUUAAAAUCACAUACAGACUGGAUUCGGAGUUUAGAUUUCUCCUUACCUAUAUAUACAAAUGGGGAAACCAGUAUUCUGCUGGUAAGUUCAUCUCAAGACAAAGGAAUACGCUUGUGGAAGUUGGCUUUACAGGAUACAUUAGCUGAUCACAAGAAGCAAGAAAUGAGCUUGGCAUCUUACAUUAAAGGUCCUGUACUUGUAGCCGGCUCAUCCUCUUAUCAGGUUUCUAUGGAGUCUCUCCUCAUUGGGCAUGAGGAUUGGGCAUAUUCAGUUGAGUGGCAACCUCCGUCAAGUUCAUCUGAUGAAGGAGGUGAAUGCUAUCAACCUCAAAGCAUUUUAUCUGCGUCAAUGGACAAGACAAUGAUGAUCUGGCAACCUGAAAAAACUACUGGCAUCUGGAUGAAUGUGGUUACUGUUGGAGAGCUAAGUCACUGUGCCUUGGGAUUUUAUGGUGGGCACUGGAGCCCAUGUGGAAAUUCAAUUUUAGCUCACGGCUAUGGUGGAUCAUUCCAUCUUUGGAAAAAUGUUGGUGUUGAUUGUGAUGAUUGGAAGCCACAAAAAGUUCCUUCUGGGCACUUUGCAGCUGUGUCAGAUAUCUCAUGGGCUAGAAGUGGUGACUAUGUUUUGUCAGUCAGUCAUGACCAGACAACCAGAAUAUUUGCUCCGUGGACCAACAAUAAUUGUUCUGUGAAUGGAGAGUCGUGGCAUGAAAUUGCUCGACCUCAAGUUCAUGGCCAUGAUAUAAAUUGUGUGACAAUGAUCCAAGGAAAGGGAAACCACCGUUUUGUGGGCGGUGCUGACGAGAAAGUUGCCAGAGUUUUUGAAGCUCCUUUGUCCUUUCUGAAGACAUUGAAUUAUUUUACAUCAGAUGACCAUAGUUUUUCAGAUAAUCUUCAAGUUGAAGUGCAGAUUUUGGGUGCAAAUAUCUCUGCUCUAGGUUUAUCACAGAAACCUAUAUAUGUUCAAGCUUCAUCAGACGCAAAGCAGGUUAGCAAUAACGAAGGUAUUGAUACCAUGGAAACUGUUCCUGAAGCGGUUCCAGUUGUCUUAACCGAGCCACCCAUUGAAGAACAACUGGGCUGGCAUACUCUAUGGCCCGAGUCGCACAAACUGUAUGGCCAUGGGAAUGAACUAUAUUCAUUAUGCUGUGAUCACGAGGGAAAGCUUGUAGCUUCUUCAUGCAAGGCUCAAUCAGCAUCAGUUGCAGAAAUAUGGCUUUGGCAAGUGGGUUCUUGGAAAUCGGUCGGCCGCCUGCAUUCACACAGCUUGACAGUGACACAGAUGGAGUUUUCUCACGAUGACAACUUCCUUCUCACUGUUUCAAGGGAUCGCCACUUUUCUGUUUUCUCAAUUAAUAAUACAGGAACAAAUGACACAAGUUACCAGCUUGUAACUAAGCAGGAAGCACAUAAAAGAAUAAUAUGGGCAUGUUCGUGGAGCCCAUAUGGUCAUGAAUUUGCCACGGGGUCAAGGGACAAGACCGUCAAAAUCUGGGCGGUAGAAAAUGAGGGCUCGGUGAAGCAACUCCUGACUCUGCCGCCAUUCAACGCUAGCGUGACAUCCCUAUCUUGGGUUGGCCUUAGUCGCCACGACAACCAUGGCCUUCUCGCGGUGGGGAUGGAAAACGGUUUGAUCGAGCUAUGGAGCCUUCACAACAGAAGAACCGAAGAUGGUAGCCCAUCGUCAGCGCCAACCGCUAAUCUUGCUGUUAAGCUCGAUCCUUUUAUGUGCCACGUAUCCACUGUCAACCGGUUAGCAUGGAGAAACUCGGAGAAAAGCGAAGAAUCCAACGCCAUGCAACUUGCGUCGUGUGGGGCUGAUCAAUGCGUGAGAAUAUUUAACAUAUGUUUUGGUUGAGCCAGAAAUGAAAUUUUGUAGAUAGAGAACUUAGAAGCAUGUUUGUAUUUUAAUCACCUGAAAUAUAUAGAAAUUGAGAUUUUACUAAAUGUUUGAAACAUUAGAUGGUAGAUUAUGCUAUUUACUUUCAACUUUUCCCAUGAUAUAUGUUUACUUGUCUUAGGAAAGUCAAAAACGUUGUAAUGAGAAGUGAUAUGAGCUGACAGGCUGAAUAUGAUUUUAUUUUCAAAACUCUUAA
Messenger RNA from Ipomoea triloba (trilobed morning glory), 2825 nucleotides. Its product is annotated as elongator complex protein 2. The transcript is spliced from 10 exons. The record is from RefSeq and is a predicted model, not a curated record. The coding region runs from base 80 to 2587 and encodes 835 amino acids. NCBI's taxonomy places the organism in Eukaryota, Viridiplantae, Streptophyta, Magnoliopsida, Solanales, Convolvulaceae. Gene Ontology annotation, biological process: tRNA wobble uridine modification. Gene Ontology annotation, molecular function: protein binding. Gene Ontology annotation, cellular component: elongator holoenzyme complex.